Messenger RNA from Auanema sp. JU1783, 1062 nucleotides. The record is from the annotation of a GenBank genome assembly. Lineage: Eukaryota; Metazoa; Nematoda; Chromadorea; Rhabditida; Rhabditidae.
AUGACCGGAAACAUGAAUGUUCCUGGCACUGGAAGCACUCCUUCCUUCAUACUUCCACUUCAAUGCUUAAUUCAUCAAAAAGAGCCAGUAGCUGGUGACAGUCUGACUGUACGCUAUUUACAACUUCGUCGGGAAGAAUCCCUACGGCGGUUAUCAAAUUCUAUGGCGGCAGAAGCUUCUACUUCAAAUGAGAGUAACUUCUCCGGCUUUUCCACAGCUUCAGAUAAACCUAUUUAUGUCGAUCCAGAAGUGUUGAAGAAGGCAAAAGAGAAAUAUUGUUUCGAUGAUGGAGAUGUAGAUUUCGAAAACUUUUCACAAAAGCCUGCUUCCGUUUCUCCUGUAAAAUCCUUUACUCAAUCCUUUGCUAGUCCUUUGAUGAAGUUGAGCACCACAAAUACACCUGAAACUUUUUCAACUCAGAGUCCAGUUUUGAACCCCGCCCAACAAGCUCUUAUGAAAGGUUCUAAGAAGGGAUUCGUUUCCCCUCUGCACAAAAGCUCUCAAAACGGUUUCUCUUCUCCAAUUUUGGCGAAAAAUUCACCAUUAUCUACUGAUGUUAAUCCAAAUCCAGCCAAAAGGAGGUUCUCUGCUCCCUUCCGAGCUCCUAUGUUGGCUCCUGAAGGAAGUGGAACAUCUCCCCGAAUAGCAGAUGUAAAACGAGAAGCAAGAUCUCUUACCCCUAGGACCACUUCAGUUAACGCCACUGAUCUUCCUACUCCAAAUGCCAAAGUGAAAACGGAGGAAAUCCCAACAACUUCCUCUGCAGACCGGGCGUUAGUCAUAGAGUUGUGCGAUAUUGCUCAGUAUGCCCACAAAAAAAUCGAUAUGCAGGGAAGGAUAGUGUGUAUGCGAGCGAGAACUAAACACUCACAGUUGUCCUUUGCAUUAGAAGAUGAUUGGGAGAACGGUGUUGAAUGCUGUGUCUUCACCAAGAAUGAGGAUGAGAUCAUCGCAAAACUCAGAUUGGGCAAAACGGUGACGAUCAGAGGAGUUUUUGUGAAAUGUGUUCAAGAGAAGAUCUCAUUGGUUGUCAAUGAUAAUUCAACCUUCAGCUAUGAGUAA